Molecule: messenger RNA, 5789 nt
Organism: Prinia subflava (tawny-flanked prinia)
Lineage: Eukaryota; Metazoa; Chordata; Aves; Passeriformes; Cisticolidae
Product: sperm acrosome-associated protein 9-like
Exons: 5
Coding region: 159-836 (225 amino acids)
Cellular component (GO): sperm flagellum; ciliary base; acrosomal vesicle
Source: RefSeq, a predicted model, not a curated record
CCGCUCUGCCCGGCCGGCCCGGCCGCCCCGACACCGCGGCCCCGACACCGCGGCCCCGACACCGCGGCCCCGACACCGCGGCCCCGACACCGCCGCCCGUCCCGGGGAGCUGCCGCCCCGCCGCCGCCACCACCCGGCCGAUCCACAAAUAAGUAAACAUGGACGAGGUAGUGGACACCCUAACAAAGAUCGAGCAGAAUUACAAGCUCUUUCAGCAGCAGCAGUUCUCGUUUAUCAGAGCGCUGGAACGGACCCGGGAGGAAGCCCACGACAUGAUGAGACCUGUGUCAUCCAUCGUGCAGGUGCAGUGCUACAGGGACCACCACUGCUACAAUUCCACGGACAGGCGCAUCCUCAGCAUGUUCAUCUCCCUCUGCAACGACCUGCGCAGCCUCUGCCACAAGAUGGAGACGGUGCACCCUGGGGACAGCGUCACCCACUGCCUCCUGGAGAGGUGCAAAGUGCUCCUCAACGACAGCAACGACUUCACUGCCAUUCGAGCCACCUAUCCCCAUGCUGUAGUGAACUACCUGAGCAUGGAAGAAGCGAGGCAUCGCUAUGGGGCAGUGGUGAGCCUGCUCCCCAUCGUUCUAGACAACAUGUGGGAGUGGGUAACCCACAGUAAGAGGCACACGCUGUAUAUUGUGAGUCGUGGACAUGCCACAUCCGAGAAGGAGACACUCACUCCUCCUAGGCACGUUGCAACUCAGACCUGCAAUAGUAACAAAAAAAAUGUGCAAUUGCAGGAAAAAGAUUUCAAGAAAUUCCUGGCUGCACAUCAACGUCCGAAACCAUCAAAGGCUCCCUGGAUACCACCAGGCAAACACCCCUAUUAAAGGAACAAAGCUCCUGCAUCAUCUGCUCACCAUCUUUAACAGCCUGGAUGAUUAAACACAGUGAAAUGAACACCAGAGAUCCAGCCUGAGUCCACUUUCUGAAGAGUUGCCCUGCCAGCGGUGUGAGGAACGUGCCUGUCUGAAGGCUGUGAUGCCAAGGCCUGGCAUUAUGGAUUCAGACAUGUCUUUGACAUUUAGACCUGUCUCUAAAAUUCCCUCAUGCUCCCAGAAACAGUUUGGUUAGCUGGACCACAGAAUCUGUUUACAGGACACUAAGGAGGUUUCUCAUACCUGCCCACUGGCUAGAGGCCAGUGCUCUUCAGCUCUGCUCUGCUGCAGCCUCCUGCAGCUCCUCAGAACAUCUCCCCUUACACCUGUAUGACUCCUGUGCCAUCAGAGCUGGAGAUUUAAAGGAGAGCAGAGUUCAGUUUGUAUGCACUAAUAGCCAAAACACCCCUGUGCCCUCAGACCUCUAUAAAGUAAAAGCCAUUUCCAGUCCAUGUGAUUCAUGGAGAUGUGGUGGGAGCAUCAUGUUCAGAUGGUUCCUGUUCAAACUGCACAUUAAACUGCCUGUGCUUUCCCUGUUUAAAGGCAAGGUUAGGAGUACAUUAGGCCAGAUGCCUCACCCAAGGGACAGGGCCAUGAUGGCCCUGGGGCUCAAAAUAUGGAGCAUGAGGUCAGCACAUGGUCAGACCCUACAGCCCUUCCUAAAUAAGUGUCCUCCCUGUGUCUGACUGCUCUUUUCCCCUCCCACAGACAAAUUACCUCCUGCUGGAAGAAACUCCUGAAUAAACAAUUUCCCUUGCAUAGCAGGCUCAGCUUGCUGAGAAAGCUUUUGCCUUAAAAUCACCAGUUUCUGGCAACAAGCAGAUAAAAAGAGAAAGGAGAAUUAAUACAGAGGAAUUAAUACAGAGGAAGGAAUGACAGGUCAGAUGAAAUGGAAAGCAUUCUUAUUCCUCACAUAACCCCACGUUGUUCUGCACUUUUUUCCUUUCCCCUGUCCACUUGCACUGCAGUGCACCCACCCAGGCUGGAGCAGAGCCCUAUUUUUAGGGAGAUUUGAUCCAACUGAGCUGAGCCUUGGUGAACUCAAAAUGGUAACAGAGGUCACAGAGCGAGCCCUGGGCACUGCUGGGGCCACAGGCAGUGGAAUGUCACCAUCACCCUCUCUGGCUUCGCUUGAGAUCCCUGCUGCAGAGGCAGCUUCAGGCUGAAAAAUCCAAGUUUUGGCAGCUGCCCCGUUGUGUCCGUGGUGCAGACAAGUGUCCAGUGACAGCUGCUGUCUUGGAAAGCUGCUCAGGACAAGCUGCGAGGACUGAACAAUGACAAGUGUUGGGACACAAGAGAUGCUAUUCCCAGAUCUUGUUUCCAACCUUCUUGGCCCAGUCCUGUGGUUUAAAUUUGAACACACAGGCUGUGAGGAGACCAAAAUUAUCCUCCAGCUCACUUUCAGCUUCCAGGGAUGAGCACAGCAAAAAUGGUUUGUCAGAACAGUCCUACCAAAGCCAGUCCACCACUGCUCACAAUUCCAGUGCAGUUGUUGUUUUGCACCUGACCAAGGUGAUGCACACAAAAAAGUUCCCAAAUUUUAAUAAUAAGAUUCAUACAGACACAAAACAGUUCCCAAAUCUUCAUAAUAAUUUCUAAUCUGGCCCUAUCCUUUCAGUCAGUGUCAUGCAGCCAAAAUUUUAAGAUCCAAGCAGAAAAAUGAGUGCAUAAAACUUGCAGUCUGAGGUUUGAUAAUGACAAGACCAGAAUCUGUUGGAAGACUGCAAAGUUAAGUCUCACGAAAACAUCCAGACAAAUUACUUAAUUUCCAUACAAGUUCUCCUCUUCCAGAGUGGAUGGACACUUCAAAAGACAAAAAGAUACAGCAAGAAUUGUUUUCCUCUACUACAAAUCAAGCUGUUUGAAGAAUUUACAUAAACAGGAUGUAAAUGCCAAACACAAAAGUGCAAUAAAGUUUUACUUUAGCCUCGGUGAGCAUAAAAUUGCAAGAUACACACUGAGAAACCAGGCAGGGCACCAGGCUGACUUUGCUACAGAUCUGUCACUUAGUCCUGGAAAUAAAUGCUGCUUUUUUGUUCAAAGGCUGAAUCAGAGAUAUGGGCUGGUAAUAGAUGAUAUCAACAGAAUCCUGGCAUCUGUAUGAAUUAUCUCUGUGCUCCCCUUGGAUUCAGCUAAGGGUCAAACCAGGCUUUUGUCAAACCGAGGAACCUGAUGUAGCUGAAGGUGUCCCCACUCACUGCAGGAGGUUGAACUGGAGGAGCUUUAAAGGUCCCUUCCAAUCCCAACAGUUGUGCAUUAAAACAUUCUGUGUGUUCAAUAUGCGGUUCCAGCCUCCCACACACCGAGAGGGCAGGACACAGCUCAGAGCCGAGGAGUUAAAAUGAAGUGUCAGGGAUGGUGGUGGGCUCUGGAGAGAACCAGAGGGGACCAUGAAGGGGAGAGAGGAACCUCAGCAUCCCAGGGAUGCCGCGGGAGCUGAAGCCGAGCGAAGGAUGGGCUUGGCAGGACCUCUAGCGGCCGCCUCAGAGCAGUGUCCAAACCUCUCAGCAGCGACUUCUGAACAGUUCCAACCACCUGCUGUCCCCACUCCUGAAUCCACAGAGCCUUUUAAACAUUGGUCACAGGCACCCAACCCCUGGGAUACAGCCCAGGGCAGCCGUGGGGCGCCCGCUCCCACUUCCAUCCCCAGGGCUGUAAUCUCAGGAGAGCCAGCGGCUGUUCCCUGUCACCACCAGCCUGUUCUGUCACCUCCCCACAUCAUACACACCCCGGGGCAGAGAGGUUUUCCUGGGGGUCCUGAAUUCCCCUGGUGGUGGUGCAGCACCAGUUCGAGCUUUCAGUCAGCUGAGCAUCGAGCACAGCGAGCAGAGGCAGCUUUGCAGAGAGCAGGAACAGCGUCUGGCAGACAGCAAAGAUCAGCCAGCCCAAAACUGCAGUGAAAAGACCUUCAGGAAAAAAAAGGUUUAGCCGAGUAAAGCCCACAGACACCAAAAUCAUGACGACAAUAAGUCAAUUAUUUGCAAGUCUUGUCUGGAAAACAAAGCCCAUGGGAAUGCAAACCAGGCUUCCUUAGCAGAGCUCCUGAGUAGGAACGGAUGAGGCAACUCAACUCCUGUGAUUUCCUAUUUUGUAACUUUUAAAAUCCACCAUUGUGCCAGCAGCUAAGUAAUUCCAACAAUCAGAAUCAAUCAGCAAAGAUAUUUUAGUUUCCUGAAUUUGAAGUAUUUCCUUCCCUAAUGUCUCCUGUGUGAUUAUCAGCUAUGUUAUGAACUAUGAAAUGUACUACUUGGCAUUAGUAAGGAGGAGACUUAAUUUUUCUCUUUUUGUACCCCAGUAAUACACUUCCAUGGGUAAUUUUUAACUAAUGAUUUUUUACACUGGCAAGUGCAGCUUUUCAAUGCCAAGCUUGAGGGAUGCCUUAUUUCAAACCCCAUUUUGUGUAGGGCAAGUAAAACUCCCUUUUGGUGUUUUCAUUUUACUACCCCAUGCUAAUGGGGUAGUAAAAUGAAACUAAUCAGUAGAACUAAUCCCAGUGCAGAGGUGCAAACAACUUUCUGUGCCACUGAACUCCAAGAUAUUUUCUGUAUGAAAUUCUCCAUAAACAUUACUUGGCAUGUUCACAAUGUGUCACUUGCACAACUUAGAUCCCUGCCUAUGUUGCUCAUAUUUAAGAAUUAUGCUCAGUCCUUAACUGGAAUGCUGAGGCUCGUGUAUGGAUUGCUAAACUGCUUUGGCAAUCUUUCAAAUAUUCAUUUAUUUCAAGAAGAGAAAAAAAAAUCCAAAUAAAACCCAAUGAAAGACCAGAACCAGUGAGAAAGUGCCAGUCUGGGAAAAAAGCAAAACAAAAAAGAGAAUAAUCUUACCUCACCAGGUUAAGCUUAGAACAGUAGUCCCAAAAUUCCUCAUGGUCUAAGGAAGUGUCCUCGUGUGUGCACUGCAUGGAAGGGGAAAGCACAGACAGAGCCAAGUCCUGACAGCAGCUCCAGCUCUGCAAACAAGGCUCUAACAUUUGCAGCUAUUAAUUUCUCUAAUCACUGUACAGUCCUGGCCUGCAGGAGCAAGGCCAUGCAGAAGCUCACCCGCGGAUUUGCAGCACUGAACUGUUUGUAGCUCAUUUAUGGAUUAUACUGGCACAUUGUUGGUGAGUUUGUCUGUCACAGAAGGAAAAAAGGCUUUGGCUCCAUGCACAAAAAUGAGCUUCUAAUGGUGAAUCCUGUGCAAAGGGGCAGCAGCACUGACCUGCUCUGGACUGUCCCAUCUGGGGAGAUGCUUGGACACUCAACUCCCUUCCAUGUGUUUGGUCCCAAAGAGGUCUGCCAGGGAAUCUAACACAGAGUAGUGCAAAACAAUACAUUUUAUUUGUUCACAGUUAAACACAAGCAACUGCCUUGACGUUUUAGAACAUUCUAAUAAGGACAGCAAAACCUCCUUUUGGUUUAAGUUCUCUUUAGCUUACGAUUGUACCAUUUCCUCGUAUUUCAUAUUUAUGGCAUUUAAUGUGGAUUGUUUAACAUGCUUACAAAGAGCGAGGCAGGGAACAGAUUAACUUGACAAAGACAGCAAUUUUAGAUUUAACUAAAAGCAGUCAGUUAAAAAAAAUCUGUUUCCACUUCACUGAUGGGACCCCUUCAAACAAACUGCAAGUUAACUACAUACAGCAGAUCCAUGAUUUUUAGACUUAGGAAAGAAAAUUGCAAAAUUUGUUCCUCCAUAAUCUUUGUGGUCCAUAAACAAACCUAAAGUGGUUUCCAUUACUAUCCUGGUGCUAAAAUCCUGUUUAAAAGAAGAAAAACAGCCACCUUAUCAAAGAGCUUGCGUUGCUGCCAGGGCAUUUUUGGGACUGACACAAAACCUGCCUCUCAUGGGACGCCAGAUCUGGGCUGGGCAGAGCAGGAUGGGAAUGAGCUCCUCCAGCAGGCCUGGCUGAGCUGGCCCAUCAGGCCC